UUUCUUGCCCGUUAUUGUUUCUCUCUUCUCCAAAAACAACAAAACAAUUAUUAUUUGUUCUUCAGAUCAUGAUCUGGAGAACGGAAACGGAAGAGGCUCUUCAGAUCGUGAUCUGGUUAGCGUCACCGGGAUCGGAUCCGCAGUGUUCUUCCGUGACCUUGAUCGCUUCUCUCAUGAUGAUUAGGAGUUUUUUUUUGCUUUUCUGUGAUCUAAUUGUUGAGUGGUUAAACAAUUUUGAAGGUUUCUGUCGUCUUCGUCGCCUCUGAUCUGUGCCCCUAUGGUGGGAUGCGGUUUGAUCCCAACGGAAAGAUCUCUGUGGAAUGGGAACCAUUUGGUGCUUUUUACUUUGCAGUACCUCAGGUUUAGUUUAAUGAGUUUGGGGGAAGCUCAAUGUUGGCUGCAACUCUUGCUUGGGACAAUGAACUCUCUUGGACGCUGGAGAAUGCUACUGAAGCACUUCAGGAGACCAUGCUUCAGGCUAACCAUAGAACAAAGUCUGCUUUUAAGUUAUUGGUUGGUCUUUUUACUAACGAGGACUUUGUUUGUGUCAGGUUUCUUCUGUUGUGAUGAGGUUACGAAGGGAGUCUCUAGUAGUAUCUGUUCUUAGCAAGAAUCAUGUUCCCACAAAAAGAGCGUAUUACCCUGCUGUUGAGAAGGCUUUGGAGAUGGUUAAACAAAAGAGUUCAUCUCUUAUUCUAUGAGUUCUCAUCAAAUGGACCAAAGGUUUUGAGAUUAGUGAAAUGGUUGGGAAAGACAUAGCUGAAUGCCUACAAGAAGCGCUGAACAGAACAGGCCUACAUAUGCAUGUUGCGGCUCUUGUGAAUGAUACUGUCGGAGCCUUGUCACUUGGAUAUUAUCAUGAUCCAGAUACAGUUGUGUUUGGAACAGGUAGUGAUUCAUGUUACUUGGAACGAACUGAUGCUAUAAUCAAGUCUCAGGGUCUGCUUACACCUUCUAGAAGCAUGUCAAUAUGGAGUGGGGAAAUUUUUGGUCCUCACACCUGCCAAGGACUUCAUAUGACAUUGACUUGGAUGCAGAGAGUUCAAAUCGAAAUGAUAUGGGAUUUGAGAAGAUGAUAGCAGGAAUGUAUCUGGGUGACAUUGUUCGCAUGUCACAAGAAUCUGAUAUCUUUUGACCCUCCUCUUCGUUGUUGUCUGAGCCUUACACCUGAUAACUUUAAUUUUGUUUGAUUAUUAUGGAUAUUAUCUAUUUAGGCACAUUGUAGCGUACAUUCCACCGGUUUAGUUCUAAAUAACAUAAAACAAAAUAAUGAAUAUUA
Molecule: messenger RNA, 1279 nt
Organism: Brassica oleracea var. oleracea
Lineage: Eukaryota; Viridiplantae; Streptophyta; Magnoliopsida; Brassicales; Brassicaceae
Product: hexokinase-3-like
Exons: 7
Coding region: 741-1076 (111 amino acids)
Biological process (GO): glucose 6-phosphate metabolic process; glycolytic process; intracellular glucose homeostasis
Cellular component (GO): cytosol; mitochondrion
Molecular function (GO): D-glucose binding; ATP binding; mannokinase activity
Source: RefSeq, a predicted model, not a curated record